CCGUCUCCUCCUGUUGGAGAUAAAUUAACGGAAAGCAGCUGUCGGUUGUUUUAGAGGCGAGGCGGCCGUCUGGCAGCUCAGGGAUCCCGUUUUGCCUCUUUCUUUCUUCCUGGUCAGUCCUCUUUUCCCGGGACUCCGCUGCUGCUGCUGCUGCACCGCGCCCCUCCAGUCCCGAGCACCGAGGAGCCGCACCGCCGCACGCCGGCCACAGCGCGCUGCAGGACGGAUAGACAUGUUGCCGAGGUCCGCCGGUCGCCGCGGAUCUCCCGCGGUUUGAAAUGCAGUUUCGGGACGUUUUGGAGAUUUACACCGUCCACCACCACUACCGGCCGCUCUUGCCUCGCAACCCCCCGGCUCCGACACCACACAGGGCUUCCCUGUGACUUUUCUUUUUUUUUCUUAUUUGUGUGGAAAUUUUCGGCUUUUCUAACGGGACUUUUUCAUCUUGUUGCCGGAGAUGUUCUUCGUGUCUGGGCUGAAAGUUGUGCGCUCCCCGGCGGAGGGCCUCUAACAGGUCCGGACAGUACAUGUAACCCGAGGCGGAGGUCAAAGUUCAGCUCUGGUUGGAAAUGUGAAAGCGAAGGGGGCAAAAGGAGGGCUCUAUUUACCCCUCUCUCUCUCACACACACACUCUCACUCCUUUUUUUUUUUCUGUUCUUUCCUUUUUUCACGUUACACAUCACUGCGCACACUCACGCGCAAACACACACACAUACACACAGGCUGGAGUUACAGUAACACCCCCCACCCCCACACACACAAACAAACACACACACCUCUUCCAGAUCUAAGAUUAGAUCCGACAGAUAUGUAUUCUCCGCUAUGUUUAACACAGGAUGAAUUCCAUCCUUUCAUCGAAGCCCUGCUGCCCCACGUCCGGGCCUUCGCCUACACAUGGUUCAACCUGCAGGCCCGCAAGAGGAAGUACUUCAAGAAGCACGAGAAGCGCAUGUCCAAGGAGGAGGAGCGCGCCGUGAAGGACGAGCUGCUCGGCGAGAAACCCGAGGUUAAGCAGAAGUGGGCGUCGCGCCUCCUGGCCAAGCUGCGCAAGGACAUCCGGCCCGAGUUCCGGGAGGACUUUGUGCUGACGGUGACGGGGAAGAAGCCGCCGUGCUGCGUGCUGUCCAACCCCGACCAGAAGGGCAAGAUGAGGCGGAUCGACUGCCUGCGCCAGGCGGACAAAGUGUGGAGGCUGGACCUGGUCAUGGUGAUUUUAUUCAAAGGGAUUCCCCUCGAAAGCACUGACGGGGAGAGGCUGGUAAAGUCUCCGCAGUGUUCGAACCACAUCCUGUGCGUGCAGCCGCAUCACAUUGGAGUUUCCGUCAAGGAGCUGGAUCUCUACCUGGCCUACUUCGUGCACGCAGGUAAGUUCUCUUCUUCUUCUUUGUGUGUGUGUGUGUUGUGUCGCCGAGCUGCUGAAGCUGCAGCUCUUUGUUUGGUCUUUCGCAACAUCUGAUGCUCCACAGUCCUGUUUGUUGUGGCAUUCUGUGAUGCGUGGCUGAAAAGUGUCACAUUACUUCAAACAAAUAGCACCGAUACUCUGGAACUUAUCGACUGGUGACAGGAAUCCUCGGCCAAAAAUCGAGCAUUUAGUUGUGAUAUUCGUUUACGGAACAUUCAGAGCGUUGGAAAGAUCCCUGACUGAAAGCAGUAGUCAAUGUUAGCUACAUGCUUUCCUGUUUUACACUUACUGUUUCUAGUUUCCAAUUUGAUUGUGGCUUGUAAUCCGUCUACAAAUCUGUCACAUUAUCUACUUCCAUCGACGGGUUACGUUAGCUACCGGUCCAAGCAGAUGUACUCUAACUUUGGACAAUAGGUCAAGCAGCUUAAUCAUUCCAAAGAAUGUUGGACUGUUUUCUUGGAGGGAUUUAAAUGUCAGAUUUAAACUCAUCGGGUAUUAUUGUCUUUUUCAGAUAAUUUUUUUGGGGAGCCUUUUGUAGAUGGACAAUAGCGUGGAGGCAGACAGGAAACAGAUAGAGAUAAAGGGUAUGGCAUGUAACAAAGGUCAUGAGGCCGGAAUUCAACCAAAGAUGUUGCAGUUAUAUGGCUACAGAUGCGUGUUUUCUAAAAUCAUAUUUUUUUUGUCUUGAACAUCAAAGUUCCUUCUUGACGUCGGAAUCUUUUGGCAAACAAUUUCACCUCGAGGUCCAUUUAGUAGCUGUUUCUGGACCUUUCAGUCGUCUCACAUGGUCAUCAGCGGGUGCAGACAAUGAAUGACUGCGAAGGUGGACUAGAAGUCUUUUAAAGUGCUCAGAAAAAAAGUCCCAUCUGCUGAGGAAGAACAUGUGAUUUGAUUGAAAGCUUCAGAACUUCUUCUAAAUGCUUGUUUCAAGAUAUUUUUUGAAAAGUAGCUGAAAAAGUUUCUGCUGAAAAACAAGUUUUCUCCAGAAAUUCUCCAGAUCUAUUCUUUUUUAGGGUUCAGAUACACACUCAUCAGUGUGUCUGACACUUGUUUAUCUGGUAGUUUGAGGAUGAAGAAUCCAGCUCCCUCUCCCAGCGAGCGUGUUAUCAGCUGCAGACAGGCGUAAUUUCAUCAGCGGUCAGUAAAGCAGAAGUCUGAGGAAACAAGAAAAGGUCUGUGCCAGAACCCCGUCACCCUGGCGGGCCCCCUGAGAGCGGUAGCAGGUCGCUGUGUUUUCUGGGUGAAGCUGGCACACCUUCCAUGUUUAAAAACAAUUAUCUUUGGAGUGAUUGCUCAGCACGUUUUCCCCCGAUUUGCCACUGAUUCCACGGGAAAAUGAUUUGGCUGGUUGGAGUAUUUGUGCGUGCAGCAGCGAGCGUGCAGAGGAGGCGUUUGGCAGACUGUAUAAGUGCUUGGCACCGAGCUCCUGAGUUUGUUUGGGGAUUUGGAUUUUUCUUGAGAAAAGGAGGACGGCGUCGGUGUAAAAUAAUCCACAAGAUCCACUAUCAGAUUCCUUCACUGGGAAAACUGAUACUUCAAUAUGUUCUACUUAGCAUUUUCCGUCUGUAAUCAAGUCCCCAAAGUUUUAUUUUCUGAGAAAAAAUCGUAUUCAAUCUUAAUCAAAUAUUCCAACCUAGUUCCAAUAAAGGUUUCUGAAGUAUUUUCUGAAGUCAAUUUAGUUUUUAUUGAAUUUCAAAGUUAAUUCUUGACGUUGGAAUCAAAUCCCCUCAAUGUCCAUUUAGCAGCUGCUUCUGGACCUUUCGAUCACAUCCCAUGGUCAUCAGCAGGAGCAGACGUUAAGCGUCUGGACUUUAAAGCAAAAGUGGACUAGAAGUCUUUAAAGUGCUCAGGAAAUUUGAAGUGUGAUGAUUAAAUUAAUAAACUCCAGCCGCUGAGGAAGAUCAUGCGAUAUGACUGAAAGCUGCAGAACUGCCUCAAAAUGCCCCAAUGUUCCUUUUUUUGUUUGUCAAUUUCUACCAGAAACAAGUUGAUUUCUUUCUGCUGAGGAAAUCUUUUUGGUGGGGUUCAAAUGCAGACCCAACUGGAAAAAGAAAAUCUUAAAAGAUUAGUUUUUUUAAGAGGACAUUCAUGGGAACAUUUUUAAUGUCAGAAAAAGCAGUGACGUUUCAUCCGGGAUCCGUCGGCAGUCACAAACACUCGUUUGCGUUCUGGAAAGAUCUCUGAACCAUAACUCCAAUAAUUUCCCUCUCACCGACUUAAGCCCCCCCCCCCAUGUGUGUGUUAUCACAGUGCGGUCGCAGCGAUCAGCUGUGUGCAGGUUCACACUGAGCUCCCUUCAGUCCAAGAGGAAAACGUUGCUGCUGCUGCUGCUGCAGUCGCCGUGUUUGCGGUUUUAUUUCGAGGGUGGACGCUCGGUCGGAAAAGCUCUGGAUCUUGGCACAGAGUGAGAAACCCUCAGUGAGGUUGAAUAAACUGGGGUUUGGCUGCUUGUCACAGAGCAUUUGUGGUGGCAAGUCUUGAGAAUAUGUUGGUUUUGGUUUUGUCUUUUGCUAAAUUUAGGUUUUACAUUUGAUUCCAGAAUGUUGAAGCCUUUUUGAGUGUUCAGGACUUAGUCUCUUGAGAGGGAGACGAGCAAAACUGGAUGCCCUCCCACACCUCUUCGUCCGCCCCUAGUCUGGGCGAAGAAGGAUCGGGUUUCUUCCUGCCUCUUAUUUAAGGCAGCGGAGCUCCUCUGGAGCGGCGGCGUUGAUUAAAAGCCACGUGAAGCUCGGACUGACCUCAGAGGGCUGGCAGGACCGGAGGCGUGGCCUGUCAGGACGUCAAAGAGUCGGUAAUUAAAUUCAUGCCCGCAUCGCUCGGGAUGGAGGGGGGGAGGGGGGCUGAGGACCAACGGUGUUGCCAGCGGAAACCGCAGCGCACCACCAACCAUUUAUUAUUUAAUCCUGUGAGUGUUCAGCAGCGGGACGGUUAACAAACCUCAAAAGACGUAAGGGCUGAAGUUGGUUUCAGCUUGGUAGUUGAGCUGGUUGGUGUUCGUCUUCGUUUCUGCAGUUUGUCAGUGUUUCUGUUUUCACUUGAAGAGAUUCUGUUGGCUGAAGUCCUGUUUUAGGACAUUUAUUUUUCUAUUAUCUUGCCGUUUUGACUCUGACUUGUCCUGCCGAUCACACUUUUUAUUCUCCAAUUGUCUUUUUUGUUCUUGUCGUACUCGUACAGUAGGUGUUGGUUUUCCUUAUAGUUCUCCUGUUGCUCUCGUUUCAGACCGGAGUGGCUACAGUUUUCAACUAGAGAUGCACUGAUACUGAUAUCGGAUAUCGGACAGAUACUGACUCAAAUAGUCGAAUCAGGUAUCAGCAACAACGGGCCGAUCUGCUAUCGGAUACCUUAACAAUUCAGUGCAUUUAUAUCUAUGUAUUUAUUUGUUACAUUUCAUUGUACAAAGUUAGGAAAACAAAUCUGACACAUAAAAUAAUGAUCCCAGUCACUUCCACACAGCUCAUUAAAUAAACACUGCUAUUGGAUUGAUAUUCUGUAUUAGCGAUACCCAAAGUAUUAGUAUUUGAUCUGAACUGAAAAAAUCAGAUUGGUUCAUUUACCAAUGGAACAUUUUUUUAAAAGAACAUAUUUAAGUUGCAAAAUUACUGAAUACUGAGUGCAUCUGCAAAAUAUUUGCAUAUUUUAUUUAAUUUCUUUCUGCAUGAAUGACAUUUUUAUGGUCGUGGUUAGACUCUCGCAGCUCUCAUUAAAAGUUGAGGGAAAGAUGAAGUCCUGGUUAAAUGUUGCACAGAAAGGAUGUGUUUUUAACCAUAUUCAACCAAAAGUCAUCUUUCCUGAUCCUUAACCAGAUGCUUUUAUUGUGUAAAUCUAGGCAGGAUGUGAACCCUGGUCUCUGGGGUCCAAGUCCUCCGCCGGAUUUGGUCAUUUGGGGACAAAAGGUCAUUAGGUUGAAAAGUGAAAGUUCUUUUACUCAGUUGACACUUUAAGCCAUUAAGUAACAAAUCAUUCUGUGGUUUGAGCUUCCUAAAUGAUGAAUGAAUGAAUCAUAAAUAACAACUAGAAAAUUCCUAAAGAAAUUUUGACAGUGUGGCUU
Messenger RNA from Anarrhichthys ocellatus (wolf-eel), 5450 nucleotides. RefSeq names its product nuclear factor I/A (gene nfia). Gene Ontology annotation, molecular function: DNA-binding transcription factor activity, RNA polymerase II-specific; RNA polymerase II cis-regulatory region sequence-specific DNA binding. Gene Ontology annotation, cellular component: nucleus. Lineage: Eukaryota; Metazoa; Chordata; Actinopteri; Perciformes; Anarhichadidae. The transcript has 2 exons. The record is from RefSeq and is a predicted model, not a curated record. The coding region runs from base 809 to 1456 and encodes 215 amino acids. Gene Ontology annotation, biological process: regulation of transcription by RNA polymerase II.